Molecule: messenger RNA, 690 nt
Organism: Cebus imitator (Panamanian white-faced capuchin)
Lineage: Eukaryota; Metazoa; Chordata; Mammalia; Primates; Cebidae
Gene: BPIFA3
Product: BPI fold containing family A member 3
Exons: 7
Coding region: 1-690 (229 amino acids)
Molecular function (GO): lipid binding
Source: RefSeq, a predicted model, not a curated record
AUGCGUCCCCUCUGGAGGCUCCUCAUCCUCCUCGGGUUGCUGGCCUUGCCCUUGGCCCUGAACAAGCAGCCUUGGUCUGGCCUGGCCCAGGCCCACACAGACAGCAAAUCCACCCUGGCAAGAAUUAUUGCCCAGGGCCUCGUGAAGCACAACGCAGAGAGCCGAAUCCAGAGCAUCCACCUUGGGGGCAGACUGAAUGCCUCGGCACAAGUAGCCCCAGGGAUGGUGGGCUGGCUAAUCGGCGGCACGAAACUGCAGCAGCAGCAAGAGAGCAGCAUCAACAUCACCAACAUUCGGCUGGACUAUGAUGGGAUCCAGAUGUCUUUCCAUAAGGAGUGGUUCUCAGCAAACAUCUCAUUUGAACUUGACCUUGAAUUGAGACUGCCCUUUGAUGACAACAUCAUAAAGGUGUGUGCACACAUGAGCAUCGUUGUGGAGUUCUGGCUGGAGAAAGACGAGUUUGGCCGGAGGGAUCUCGUGAUAGGCAAAUGCCAUGCAGAGCCCAGCAGUGUCCACGUGUCCGUCCUCACCGAGGCUAUCCCACCAAAGAUGAAACAUUUUCUCCACGACUUCAUAGAGAACCUGGAAAAAGUUCUCCCACAACUGGUAGAGAGUCAGGUAUGUCCUCUGAUCCAGGAAAUCCUCGAGCAGCUGGAUGUGAAACUGUUGAAAAGCCUCAUGGAUGAGUAA